AGUGGUGGUACGCUGCAAUUCACAAUGUGACUGGUAUGGUUGGUGCUGGUAUUCUUGGUUUACCGUACGCUAUGUCUCAACUUGGAUGCUCAAUCAAUCCGACAACUCGCCAGGCGAUUUGAUCUGAAGUUGUGGAUCAUCUGGUUGUUCCCGGGGGCAAUCUGUAAGUUUAAGCUAUGUAUAUGUCUAUGUGUAUAGAUGUUUGGCUGCAUCGUUAUUCAUCAUCAAUUUGAUCUAGUUUGAUAUGAUCAUUUAAAGUAUUUAUGUUUUUGUAAUUUGUGUAUCUUUAAUUAAAAAUAAAAUUUAUGAAAAUGGAAUAUGUUUUAGUAGAGUUUUAAAUAUAAUUAACAAUAUUAUUAUUAUGUGGUUUGCGCUCAUGAUAAUAACUAAAAAAGAAAAUAAUAUAUCAUGUUAUUGAAUAAUAAUAUUUUUUAUCCGCGUAAUAUAUUACAGGAGUCCAGGUGUGACAAUAUUACUAUUGUCAUGGGCUAUAACACUCUAUACCCUAUGGCAAAUGAUCGAAAUGCAUGAAGUUGUCCCUGGUAAAAGGUUUGAUCGGUAUCACGAGUUGGGACAAUACGCGUUUGGGGAAAAGCUUGGUCUAUGGCUUGUUGUUCCCCAACAGUUUAUGGUUCAGGCUGGGUGUGACAUUGUGUAUAUGGUCACCGGAGGGAGUUCGUUGAUGAAAUUUUAUAAUAUCAUUUCUCCUAAUGGACCGCCAAUCAAACUAACCUAUUUUAUCAUGAUUUAUGCAUCUAUUCAAUUUUUCUUGUCCAAUUUACCAAAUUUCAACUCUAUUGCUGGGGUUUCUUUAGCUGCUGCUAUUAUGUCUCUAAGUUAUUCAGCCAUCGCAUGGAUAGCUUCAGCUCUAAAAGGAAUACAACCCGACACGAGUUAUGGACCUAGAUAUCACACUAGCGCCGGACAAAUAUUUGGUUUUUUGAGUGGUUUAGGGACGGUUGCAUUUGCUUUUUCUGGGCACAAUAUAGUGUUGGAGAUUCAAGCAACAAUUCCUUCAACUUUGCAAAAACCUUCUAAAAUAGCCAUGUGGAAAGGAUCUCUACUCGCUUAUAUAAUAGUAGGAUUGUGUUAUUUUCCAGUGGCUUUUGUUGGUUAUCUAGUGUUUGGCAGGCUUGUUGAGGAUAAUGUUAUGAUGUCCCUUGAGAAGCCUAUUUGGCUUAUUGCCGCUGCAAACCUAUUCGUAGUCAUACAUGUUAUUGGGAGUUACCAAGUUUUUGCAAUGCCAGUUUUUGACAUGCUUGAAUCUUUUUUGGUGCUGAAAAUGAAAUGCAAACCUGGUAGAAUGCUUCGUCUUAUAACUCGUUCUACUUAUGUCGGAAUUACUAUGUUCAUUGGUAUAGCAUUUCCAUUUUUUGGCUCUCUCUUGAGUGUAUUGGGUGGAAUUGCUUUUGCACCAACAUCAUUUUAUCUUCCUUGCAUAAUAUGGUUAAUAAUAUGCAAACCGAAGAAAUACAGUGCAUCAUGGUUCUUAAACUGGGCAUUCAUCAUUUUUGGCACAUCGCUGACGAUUUUAGCCCCUAUAGGAGCUAUAAGAGACAUAAUCGUUCAAUGUAAUACCUACAAAUUCUUCUCCUGAUCAACCAUUUUUUAUGAGGAGUGAUUGGGGUGAUGAUAUACAUAGAUCAUAGGUUUUGAUCCAGUCGUUUUUUAAAGCGGGUCAUCUAUAUGAUUGUUAGUAAAUUUAUGUGAACUCUUAUUAUGAACUAUUGUAAACAUUAUAUAUGUAUAAUAAAACCAUGAAUUAUGGG
Messenger RNA from Chenopodium quinoa (quinoa), 1769 nucleotides. RefSeq names its product lysine histidine transporter 1-like. NCBI's taxonomy places the organism in Eukaryota, Viridiplantae, Streptophyta, Magnoliopsida, Caryophyllales, Amaranthaceae. The coding region runs from base 515 to 1597 and encodes 360 amino acids. The transcript has 7 exons. The record is from RefSeq and is a predicted model, not a curated record. Gene Ontology annotation, cellular component: plasma membrane.